AGGCAGGGUCCCCGCGGGGUGGGCAGAGGAGGCUGGGAGCCGGGGUGCACCCCGAGGCAGGAUCUUGAGGGAGGCGCCCAGGCGGGCUUCUGGCGGCGAGCAGAGGUGCCGGCUCCCCACGAACCAGAUGCUGAUCUAUUACUGGAAAACAGGAAUUAGCUUGUCUGUUUGAGGAUGUGGUUGGCUCUUUAUAAAAAGGAUAUAGAAGAAAUUUGCACAUAGACUGCCAGCUUCAUUAUGCUGCCAACAGCUUCCAGCAAAAGAAGAACGUUUGCAGCCAGAUGUUUCGCCCGCUCCAAAAGCCUGGUGAUUGGGGAGCAGAACCAGAGCCCGGGGCGGUCGCCUGGACCCCGCAGGCUGGGCCCCGUGCUGAAGGCGGGCUGGCUGAAGAAGAGGAGCAUCAUGAAGAACUGGAAGCCGCGGUGGUUCGUGCUCCGUGGGGACCAGCUCUUGUACUACAAGGAUAAAGAGGAGACCAAACCCCAGGGAUUUAUCUCACUACAAGGGACCCAGGUGACCGAACUUCUUCCUAACCCUGAGGUCCCGGGGAAGCACCUCUUUGAGAUCUGCCCAGGUGGUGCUGGGGUGCGGGAGAAGAUGCCGGCCAACCACGAGGCCUUCCUGCUCAUGGCCAGCUCCCAGAGUGACAUGGAGGACUGGGUGCGGGCCAUCCGCCGGGUCAUCUGGGCCCCACUGGGCAGAGGGAUCUUUGGGCAGCACCUGGAGGACACAGUCCACCAUGAGCGGAAGUACGGCCCCCGCCAGGCACCGCUGCUGGUGGAGCAAUGCGUGGACUUCCUCCGGGAGCACGGGCUCACUGAGGAAGGCCUCUUCCGCAUGCCGGGCCAGGCCAACCUGGUGAGGGACCUGCAGGACUCCUUUGACUGCGGGGAGAAGCCGCUGUUUGACAGCACGACCGACGUGCACACAGUGGCCUCCCUGCUGAAGCUCUACCUGCGGGAGCUGCCCGAGCCAGUGGUCCCCUUCGCCAGGUAUGAGGACUUCCUCAGCUGCGCCCAGCUGCUCACCAAGGACGAGGGGGAGGGGACUCUGGAGCUGGCCAAACAGGUGAAUGACCUUCCUCCCGCGAACUAUAACUUGCUCAGAUACAUCUGCAAAUUUUUGGACGAGGUCCAGUCUCACUCUGACGUCAACAAGAUGAGCGUCCAGAACCUGGCAACUGUGUUCGGACCCAACAUCCUUCGGCCCCAGGUGGAAGACCCGGUGACCCUCAUGGAAGGCACUUCCCUGGUCCAGCACCUGAUGACCGUCCUGAUCCGAAGGCACAGUCAGCUCUUCACAGCGACAGCCACGGUGGGGCUGGCCUCCCCACAGGGGGGCCCCCAGCGCACAGUGGGCUGGGGCUCUGAGGAGGUCACGAGGGAUAGCCCGGGGGAUCCCGGCAGCCCCAGUGCCCCUGGCCUGCCCUCGCAGAGAACCUCAUCUCUGGAUGGGGCCACUGUGGCGGCUCUUGCAAGGGCCUCCCCCUCAGGCCCGGCUGCCACCAGUUUUGGGAAGAGAGUGCAGACUCUGCCAAACUGGAGGUGUUCCUUCCGGCAGUCGGGGCCCCGGCCAGCCAGCCCAAAGGGAAGUGGCUCGGCCCUGGAGAUGCCUGCUGUCUCCUGCAGUGGGAACUGGCUCACGAACGGCCUGUCCUCCCUGCGCAGCCACCGCCGGGCCUCCUUGGGGGACCGGCUCCGGGACUCUGGCUCCUCCCAGAGGCUGUCCACCUACGACAACGUGCCACCGCCUGGCCUCCUGCCCAGCUCCCCCAGCACGGCCAGCGCAGCUUGGUCCGGGGUGUCCUCAUGCGAGGCCUCAGCCAGGGGCUCAGUUAGCAGCUGCACGGCUUGCCGGGCCAGUGACUCAUCUGCCCGCAGCUCCCUGCACACCGAGUGGGCCCUGGAACCCUCCCCGCUUCCCAGCAGCAGUGAGGAGCAGAGAUCCUCGGAGCUAGGCCACAGCCUGGACGAGGCAGGCGCGGGACUCAGCAGAAGCGGCCCCAGCAGCCCCAGCCAGGACCUCACCUGCCGCCCCGAGUCCCUCCAGGGCCUGAUCACAGAGCUCAGAGCAGAGCUGUGCCGGCAAAGGACUGAAUAUGAGACAAGCAUGAGAAGAAUUGAAGAAGGUAGUGCUGACCUGAGGAAGCGCAUGUCACAAUUAGAAGAAGAACUGGACCAGGAGAGGAAAAAGUACAUGAUGCUGGAAAUAAAGCUGAGGAACUCGGAGCGGGCACGGGAGGACGCCGAGAAGAGAAACCAGCUCCUGCAGAAGGAGAUGGAGGAGUUCUUUUCAACCCUGGGGAGCUUGACUGUUGGGGACAAAGGUGCCCGAGCCCCACAGUAA
Molecule: messenger RNA, 2346 nt
Organism: Trichechus manatus latirostris (Florida manatee)
Lineage: Eukaryota; Metazoa; Chordata; Mammalia; Sirenia; Trichechidae
Gene: ARHGAP22
Product: Rho GTPase activating protein 22
Exons: 11
Coding region: 238-2346 (702 amino acids)
Biological process (GO): signal transduction; activation of GTPase activity
Cellular component (GO): focal adhesion
Molecular function (GO): GTPase activator activity
Source: RefSeq, a predicted model, not a curated record